Leptosia nina is the source of this 8034-nucleotide messenger RNA. NCBI's taxonomy places the organism in Eukaryota, Metazoa, Arthropoda, Insecta, Lepidoptera, Pieridae. The record is from the annotation of a GenBank genome assembly.
AUGUUACAAAAGUGGAAAAGUGUUCUUACAAAUUGGAUAAAUUGUUAUUUCAAUGAUGAAGACAAAACAACAUUGUCAGUUACUUUAGAAACUUUGGUUGAAAUUAUAUCACAUUUGAGAGAGAAUUUUAACCUGGACGAAUCCAAGUCAUCUCUUCUAGAAGCACACACAAUUAACGACUUUAUAUCGGAAAAGUACCCGUACUUUAAAUUUGAAAAUGGAACAACAACGCCUAUGUGUGAACAAGAGGUGUACAUAGCUGCCUCUCUUUUACUCUAUUUUGUGUGUGUGAAUUCUAAAAAUGUGCACAUUAAAAGUGCUAUGUGUAAAAAACUUAGUGGCGAAGAUCAGGAGGUUAUCCUCAAAUUUAGCAAAUUCCUGAUGGCAUGUGCCCAGAUUUCAUGUGAUGAUGUUUUGGCAGCAAUUAGAGACUCGUGCAUGCAAGAAAUAUCGGGAAGUUCAGAGCAGUUCACAGUGUCUGAGACACCACCAGCAUUGCGUUCACUUCAUAGUGAAGUCCGGCGCUUGCAGGCUGCUUUGGAUGCGGAAAGAUUUGACAGGAACUUUCUACAAGAGGAGUUGAGUAGGACCAAUUUUAAACUUCAAAAAUUAUUGAAUGACAAAGAACAAUGCAAACUAGAGAUUUUAAACCUGAAAGCAAAAAUAUCCCUUUGCUGUGGUGAUAAUAAGGAAUCAAAGAUAUCGGAGCCAUCAGAAAAUAAUUCAGCCAAAUUAAAGAAGCAAUUGGAGGAAGCAGAAGAAAGGCUUGCUUCUGUUCAGGAGCAAAUGGAUGACUUGCAACAUGAACGAGAUGUAUUCAAGACUAAGUUGGAUGAGAUUAAACAACAGUAUGAUACAUUAUUGAAUUUAAAUCAACAAGAGAUCAUCCGCGCUACCCAGCUGGCUGAGGAGUUGGAAAUAGAGCGUCGACAGACUCAAUCUCUUCAAGAAUUAGUCUCUGAACUUCAGCAGCAUAACCGAUUGAAUGGUCUAGACACGAGCCAGUUAGAAUGUGAUGAUAUUUAUGUCAGUAUGAAUUCACCGCAAAAUAAUACAUCUGUUUGCAGUGAAGCCUGCGCUAAUGUAAUCGAAGUCCAGCUCAGUGAAGAAAGGGCGAAAAUUGUUGAUCUCCAACAACAAAUACAGAAUCUUGAAGGUCAGUUAAAUGAUUUAACUAAAAGGUAUGAAGAUGAAAAACAAAGCUUUACAAAUAUUGUAAUAAAAAAAGACAAUGAAAUACUAAGCCUAAAGAACAGGAUAGAUGAAGAAUUAGAAACCAAAAUUACAAUGAAAUUACACUUUGAUAAUGAAGUAAAUAAAUUGAGCAGUGAUUUCUCUGAAAUGGAACAAAAAUUAAAAGAGACAACCCAGUCAUCAAAACAAAUAAUUGAAUCAAAAAUGGACGAAAUUCAAACUCUGCAAGAAGAAAAGAUCUCACUUCUACAUAGUCUUAAUAAUGAAACAGCAAAACUGGAAAAUGUUAUAAAAAAUCUUCAAAGCGAUAUUGCAGUUGAGAAGGCUGCCAAAAUAAAAUUAAGUGAAGAGUUUGAUAAAAAAGUUAUGCUUCUGAAUGAUAAAGUACUCAAUAAAAAUAAUGAACUUUUUGAACUACAAGAUAAAAUUAUAAAGAAUGGUGAAGAAAUAGAAAAUUUACAAAGGCAGCUGAAAAAAGAAAAAGAAUUGAAAGAUGACCUCUCCAAUAAACAUAACAAUGAUAUUAUGAACUUAUCUCUACAAAAGACAGAACUAGAAAAAGAAUUACAUCAAAAAUCCAAACAACUAGUAGAAUUGGAGAUACAGUUGAAGCAAUAUGCAGACAUGAGUACCGAAUUGAAGAAAAAAGUAGACUAUUUGAAUAAUUGUUGCACUCAGUCACAAGAAGAGUGCAAGCUGUUGAAUGAAAACAAAGAAAGGUUGCUCAACGACAUUAAAAAUCGUGAUAUAAAAUUGGACAAGUCGGAAAAAGAGAUGGAAAAUCUGGAAAAAGGUUUUCACGAAAUGAGUGAAAAGUUGACAUGUAGCUUAAAUGAAUCUCAAGCUACGAUACAUACGCUCAAAAGUCAGUUACAAGAUGAAAUAGAAUAUAAACUAAGAUUGCAAAAAACUAUCAGCGAUAUGGAAAAAGUAUUAUUUGAAAAAGAUGAUACCAUUGCACAAACAUGUAAAGAAAAAGAAGACGUCAUACUGGCCUUAAAUGAGAAAAUAAACAAACUUUCUGGAGAUGUUGAAAAGAAGGACAUGGAUAUAAAAGAAUUUAAUGACAAUUUAUUAGCAAAAACAAAAAUGGUUGAUGAUUUACAAAAGGAUUUUAAUUCUGAGACAACCAAAUUGGCUACUAAGCUAUCUGAUAUGGAAAAAAUACUUAAAGAUUCUAAGGCUAAAUCAAGUACUACGAUUGAAAAUUUGGAACUAACAGUACAGAAGUUGAAUUUAGAAAUUGAAAAGUUAAUCGAUUUAAAUAAAGACAUACAGCAGAAGCUAGUUGUUGCUGAAAAUGAGAAAUCCCUUUUGGUUCAAAAACUUAGUGAAGAAAUAGUUCAAAGGAAUAAUAUCGAAAAGGAAUAUCUCCAAAAGUGCUCAGCCUUUAAUAAUACUACAUUACAAUACAAUGAAGAAAUUUUAAAAUAUAGAGACCAAAUAACCCACUUGAAGGAAAACUUACAAACAAUUGAAAAUGAACAUAUCAAGAAAUGUACCGACAAUAAAACUCUGGAAUGGAACAUAUCUCAAACAUUACAAAAUCAUAAAAAUAUACUUGUGAAAAAGGAUACUGAUUUACAAGAAUUAUUGAGUGAAGUAAAUGAAGUAAAAGCUUUAAAUGUCGACCUUCAAAAUCAACUGAAAACUCAUUUAGCAAAACAUGACCAAAGCAUAGAGGCAUUGAAAAGAGAACAUGAGCAGCUACGUAAAACAUUAGAACAAGAAAAUAGUAGACUCAGAGUAGCAAUGGAAGAGAAGAAUUGUAUAAUUAAAAAGUUAGAAAGCGACAUGGAAUCUUUAUUACAUCAGCUAGAAAAGGUAAAACUUGAUUAUGACGUUGACAAAGGUAAAUGGGAAAAGUCUAAAUGUAAUAUGGACGAUAUGAUUAAGAAAAAGGAUAUACAAAUUAAUGAGUAUAAUUUAAAGGUUAAUUUAUUAAAUGAGAAAAAUGCUGUUCUAACAAAACAAAAUAAUAACAAUGUAGAGAUUAUUCAAAACACAAAUAAGGAAAUUGAACAAUUAAGAAAAACCUGCGCGCAUCAUGCUCUUGGUAAUAGCGAAUUGGAAGGCAGUCUAGCUAUGGAAAAGGCUGUGAGAGAUUCUCUAGAGUCUGAGAAACAGAACUUACAAGAACAAAAUCGUAUUUUACUGCAAAAGACAUUUGAAGAUCAGGUGUCAUACAAAGUACUUGAAGCUGAGAGGGACGCUCUCCUCAAUGAAAAAACAAUAAUGAUUCAAGAACUCUUAGAAGAAAAAUCAGUUAGAAAAAUUAUUGAAGAAGAAAAGGAGACAGUAAUGUUAGAAAAAAAUCAUAUAGAGGUAGAACUAAACAGUCUGAACUGCUUCAAAAACACUUUAUUGCAAGAAAAAGAAUGUCUUACUCAGCAACUUGUUGAAGAAGGAUUAAACAAAAAAAUUUUAGAAGAUGAAAAAUUUAAAAUAGCUGAUAUCAAAGCCGAAUUAGAUGAGAAAUUAGCCACUGAAAUUCUCAACAGAAUGCACGUUGAGAAACAACUUAACUCAUCGGCGAUAGUCAAUGAAAAUCUUUCUGAGGAAAUAUCUAAGCUCAAAACCAUGAUCAAUGCAUUAGAGAAUGAAAAAUUAAAACUUUAUCAACAGGUUGAAAGUUUUAUUUUACAAAAAGAGGAUUCACUUGUACAAAUCAACCAAUUGAAUAGGGAUGUGCAAGAAUUAACUGAUCUUAAAAAUAAAAUUAAUAGUGAAAAAUCAGAAGUUUGCCAAGAGAAAGAUUCGCUCAUAAAAAUAACCAACGAUUUAAGAUUAGAACUAGAGCAAAUAACAGCAGAAAAGAAAAACCUUAACCAGAAAUGUGAAGAGCUCAUGCAAAAGUAUUCCAUAGAUCUUAAUAACUCUGAAGAACAAAUACAAAAUAUAACAUCGGAAUACAAUGUUUUGAAAUCAGAUUAUAAAAACUUACAAGGUGAAAAUGAAAUUAUUACUUCAAUUAUGGCCAAUGUCUUUGAUAAUAUUAUAGCCAAAAUAAAGUAUACAAAUCAUGCACAUUUACUAGAAAAUGUAUUAAUAUCGAAUUUAGAAACUGCAGAGAAAUUUAGAAGUAUCACAGAGAUAGUUAGUUGUAUAAUUGAAGAUCUCUCGUCUUCGAAAAACAUGGAAAAAUACAUGGAGCAAAAGAUUGCUGAAUUAAAAAACACAGAAAAAGAAAAUCAACUUCUAAUUUCAAAACUCCAAGACGAUUUACAAAAUCUACAUACAAUUGUCGAAGAAUAUAAGAAUAAACUUAUACAGGAAGAUCAAGCCUUGGAAUCUAAAGCAUCGGAUAUUCGUAAAUUACAAACUCAAAAUGACACGCUUCACAAUGAAUUGACUACAAUUAAAGUACAAUUAGAUGAAAAAGUCCACUCUCUUAAAGACAAAUUAAUAGACAAUGAGAACCUAACUGAUAAAUUAAAGGAAACCUACGAAUGCCAAAUAGACAAUUUAAAUAUGAUGGUUACGAAAUUGACAACUUACUUAAAAGACAAAACUACGGAGCUAGACUCGGUCGGUCUAGAAAGGGAUAAAUUACAAGCAAGUCUUGAACAGAAUAUUAAAGACAUAAAGUCUUUCGAAGAUGAAAUAAAGUCUCAUAAACAAAUACACGAAAAGUUAAUAAGCGAAUUUGAUUCGGAAAGACAAGUUCUCAAAAAUAUGGUGACGGUUACAGAAUCCGUUAUGGAUGAUCAAAAAGCCAGUCUUAAUAAAGUUAUUUCUGGUUACAUUAAAACAAUUGAUACUUUGCAAGAGGAAAUAACAGCAUUGAAAGACCUAGUUGAUGCUGAGAAAAACAAUUCUCUUACUAAAUUGAAAGAAAAGGAAAAUGCUUUUGAAGCUCUUUUCCAGGAUUUGAAUGUGCUUCGAAGGGAAAAAGAAAGUCUGGAAAAUAGAUUGCAAUCAGAAAUGGCUACUUCUCAUAAUACAGUGACGCAACUAACUGUAGAUAAAGGAACUUUAUUAUCAUCAUUGGAUAAAUGCAAAAAAGAUAUUGCUUGCAAGGAUGAAGCUUACCAAGAAUUGAAGAUCAAGUUAGACCAAAUUGUUAAAGAACGUGACACAUUAAACGAAGAAAUUAACGAAUUUAAAAUUAAUAAUUGUUUACUGCAAGAGAAAUUACAAAGCGAUACAGAAUUAAUAAACAAAGUCCCGGCUCUAGAAAAAGAAAACACAACUUUACUAAUGGAAAAGAUAGAAUUGAUAAAACAAAUAAAUGCGUUGAACGUAAAAGUAGAAGAAAAUAUAGUUAAUUCCAAGAACAUAACAAAGUUAGAAAAAAUUAAGGUAGAUUUGGAGGAAACUGUUAAUAAACAAGCAUCAGAGCUAAGCAACAUGAAAUCCCAAUUAGAAUGCGUAGUGAACGAAAAUAAGAAACAGCAAAAUGCCUUUGACUCUGAAAAACUAAAUUUAACAAACAAAUGUAGCCUUUUACAAGAGUAUCAGGAGAAAGCGACGAAGGAAUUGGAUGAGAGACAGAAAGAGAUAGAUGUAUUAGAAAAGAAUAUAGAUAUGUUGAUUUGCGAAAGAGAUGAAGCCAUUUCGUCUUUGCGCAAUAGUGAUUCAGAAAUUGAGGAGCUUAACAAAAUUAUAAUUGAAGAGAGAAAAGCAAAGGAGCAUUAUAUAAAUGAAAUGGCAAAGUUAAAAUUAGAUGUGAGCGACUUGAGACAACGCCUGGACGAGGCGAAACAGGAUCUGGAAGUGAUUAAUGUUCUCAGGAAGGAAAAUGAAGAGUUAUACCAAUUGGUGGGCGAAAGGGAGACAUUUUCAGCAUCCAGUCAUGAUAAAUCAUCACAAAGAUAUCAAAAUAAAGUUGAAAUGGAACUACGCCAACUGCAAAACCAGGUAGAUAACACUUCUACUGAUACUCACACAUCAACAGACAGUUUCAAAACAAUUUCAGAUUUAGAGAUGAUCCUGCAAGACAAGAACCGUGCCAUCACUUCCCUCCAAAGCGAUAUCACGUUCCUGAAAACCCUCGUAGGCGAAUCCGAGAAUAAAUUGCUCGAUGUCACAAAAGACUUGGAGCUCAGCAAGGAGAACUGCCAACAGCUCUCAAGCCAACUCAAAAAGAUAGUCCAUCAGAAGAACGAGGAAAUCGCUGAACUGAAGAAGCAGGUCACGAAGAUGAGCGCCACCGAGAACAGAGCGACGCAAAUAAUCAAACUAUCCGCCAGGUACCAGGCCAUGAUCCUGAAGCGGGUCGCAGAGCUUAAGACCAACACGAUUCUCAAGGAAUUGACGAACUUCGGUAAUUCUACGAACUGUGAUAACGACAUUAGAAGGAACCUUAACGCGGGAUCCGUUACCAUGGAGGACCUCGAGAACUUUUUGGAUACUACUGACAGGCAUCUUAAACGAUGCGCAGAGAGACAAAUCGCGUUGCAAAAAGAGAGGGACAGACUAUCAGAAGUUAAUAGGAUAACUGAAUCGGAAGUCAUUAACAUGAGAAAGUUCUUGACCGAACUAUCCGUUAGCGUGAAGACAUUUAAUUCCGUGAAAGAGCUGUACGGCCAAAAGCUUAGUCGUGUCGUAUCCCUACAACGAACAGUCAGGCGGGAGAUACUCAAUCUGGACGGCCAAAUCAACGACCCUACUAUGUGUAAACUGGAAAGAGGUUACGCAGCUGUAAUGCAGGAUUUAUCAGAAUGCGCAAUGAAUAUGGAGAGGUGGGUAGAGAGAUGCAUGGGAAGAACUAUUUCCUCUGAGAAGAUAAAGCAGGCGUUCGCCAGCGAGCUGGACAGGGUUUCACUAGCCUCCUCGAGUUUCCAGAAUACGAGUCUUGAGGUUCAGCUGGAAGAGCUGGAGAGCUCUUUCCAGAAACUUCUGGAAGAGGUGAACAGAGCUCGCAACGGCGAGGGAGUGAAAGACGCCCAAUCCGUGACAGUGCUGGAAGUUCGCGCGGAGUACGAAGAUAAGCUCAAUCGGAUGAAGGCUAAAAUGAAACAACUGUACCAAGAGCAAAUUUCACUGUUCAAAGAGAGACAAAAGGAUGAAAUAGCUAACUUGGAGCGGGAGCUCGAAGAGACGCGGAACAAGUUAGAGGAGUCUAGUCGAGCGUACGAGAAGCACAUACGUUCUCUAACGACGGAGCUGUGGAACGUCGGAGAGAAGUUCCUCAUGAAGAAGGACGAGGCUGAGUGGUUGAGGAAGACGCAGCGUUCCGGAUCACUAAUGUCUCUACAACAUGUGCAUUCGUCGGGUCUUGUAGUUCCACCAGAGGAGCCAUGCAGACCCUCCGAUUCGCACUCGCUUCGCUCACUACCUGUCACCAACAACACGAAAGAAACUCGUGGCGUUCACAUGUCUGACGAAGAAGGCGAAGUCUUCGACAACAGGUGGCUAAAGGAGCUGUCUUCGACACCUCGUCGGGAACGCGAAUCGAUUCCACCAGGACAGAGACUGUCCGAGUUACGUUGGAGGAAUUCGCUCUGCCCUCCCCACCUUAAGAGCUCCUACCCAGCCGAGACACAGUUCGCACCAGCUCUACACGAGGAGGACAUUAAGAUGAGCUCGAUGUCUCUCGGAGGUCGAGCUGUGCGCAAGGAAGUCGGUAUAACAGCAUACAAGAAGCCAGGCCCGCCUACGCCGAGCAAGCAAGCGGGACGACUCUCAGCAACAGAUUCUGAGUUGCGCGAAUCACUUCGUGUGGAAACGGAGCCGAGUGCAUCUCGCAAGACUAGCACGCCUUCGCGACUUCGUUCACUUUUCCGCAGUAACAAGAAUGAAACAGCCGAAGUAAGUACUAAUGCACUAAGUGUGAAUGAGAGUAAAGAGAAGUUACACGGCGGUGAGGCAAAGGGCGUACUCAUAUCUAAAUACUGA